This is a messenger RNA of Melampsora larici-populina 98AG31, 2222 nucleotides long. RefSeq lists its product as uncharacterized. The record is from RefSeq and is a predicted model, not a curated record. The transcript is spliced from 4 exons. NCBI's taxonomy places the organism in Eukaryota, Fungi, Basidiomycota, Pucciniomycetes, Pucciniales, Melampsoraceae. The coding region runs from base 135 to 1748 and encodes 537 amino acids.
CCAGUUUCAUCUCAUUCACCUUCAGUCAAGUUGCACUUUCAUUAAAGCAUGGACUCGCAGACGGACAAUUUACCUUGAUCAAUCUUCAACGUAUCUUUGUUUAUUUUUGAUUCUUGUGUCGGCCAGAUCUCGCCAUGCUCUUAAAAUUUCGUCGUCACAUCGAGGAACAGCGCAUGGGCCGUACAGCUCGUGGUGAUAUGUCGCCACACCAUGAACGCGGCCCCUCCGCCUCGACCUCUGUGUACCUUAAGCCGGCGCCUCUGAUUAUGAAACCGAACGGUCUCGCAACAAGUCGACCAGAGGCAAUCAAAGCUGUUGCCGUUGGAAGGUUGCCCGAUUCAGUAGAAGGUGAUGGGCAUAUGGGGUUGGGUCAGAACGCUCCUGAUCAAUUGCGCAUCAAAAGUUCCAAUGCCCCCCGCGACAAAGUUCCCCUCCGACCCUUAAAUGCUCCUUUGCCGCGAGGCGCAGCUCCCGUUCAAAUGAGGCUGUCGUCCCCGAAUUCUCCAACUCAGCCUUCCACAGAACCUUUAAAGAGGACCAUCGAAUACAAUCUGCCUUUGGCAUCUCAGUCAGCUCACGAGCUUGCCUUUCCGAAACAAUAUCAGCUACCGCCCAUAACGAUAUCGCACAGACUUAGCGUAGCUAAUUUGCUAAACCAAUCAUCCGUAAAGGCAGACUCUCGAAUAAACAGUCGCGAUUUUGGGGAUGCCCGGGAAGCUGCUACGUCCGGUGGUAGGCGCAAGCGAAAUUCAAUUCUACGAAGAGACAGCUGCAACGAUUCUCGAAGCAAGUCACUAUCGCGUGGAAGUAUAGGCAGCGUUCAACUAUCUACCCUUCGGCAUCAGAACCAACUGGAGACGCUGGCUAAGCUUGAUGGAAGUUUGAAAAUCACUGCACCAUUUACCCGGCGACUUCAAAAUCAACUAGAGAAGCUGUCCAAGUUUGAAGUCAGCAAAGAAGCAGCUGCGCCAACGGAAGCGCAGAGCCAAAGCAAAACCGCCACAUCGCCGCCCUCUGAUAAUAGUCGAUUUAGUGCACCAUUUCUGGACGUGGACACUGAGGAAGAUGACGAUUCUGAAGGGUCAACGUCGCCGAGCGAUUCUUCUGUCCCGCUGGAUGCCGCGCCUCCAGGCUUCGCUGAGACCGACUCACGGCGAUCAUCGAUUUCCACAGUCGAAAGCAAGGCAAGCAACAACGCGGAUUCCUGUUAUUGGAGUAGUAAUUCCCUACCCGGAUCUUACCCCGGGUCACCUCUGCCAAAUGUCAACAAUGAGGCAAGCAAUGAAACUAUGAGUCCUACCCAGAGGACCACCAAGCAUUCUCUUCCUCCAAAGAUCUCUCUUUCAUCUCUCACUACAAUCGAACCUUUCCUCAAAUUACCGCGACCUGCGCGAUUGGAGUCGUACAUUGGGACGAACGACUCACUACUUGCCGACUGGAUAGAUCGAAGUGAAAUCAAAGGAAAUUCCACCGCUGCCAAACCACACUUCGAGAAUGGAGACCGAGAGAAUGAGAAGGGGACCCGAGACGAUGGCCAGAUACUUCACCAUGAUCAUUGUUCAUUGACAGGUUUACUUACAGUUGAGGAAGAUCUUGGUCAAAAUCAAGAUUUCGCUAGUUUAGCUAAGAUACUCGAGCUACAUGAGCGGAUCAUCACUGCUGCCCCUUUCCUGGCGUCGAAGAAGAACAGAAAUGGUCGACCAAGUUAUGUACCAUUCAAGUCAUCGCGUUCGCCACGACGUACAUAGAGCUCCUGGCCUACGUUUUAUUGAUAUCUAUCAGGAUCGUAUGAUUGGUCCGAGGGUUUAUAACUUUUGAGAAGAAACCCAGUCUUGUCAAUCACAUCAAAAUAGCGCGCGUGUCAGAAAGCAUCCGACGAAUCACGCAUACACUCGAAUCCAUUGCGUAUAUUUGUGGUGCACUUCCACGAUCAACUUUUUUGUGCAUAUUUGACUUGUAUUCUAAUCUCAUUCAUUAUUGCAAUUUGUGAACUAGUUGAGUUGUUUACCUGUUUUUAUUUAUCGUCGUUUUGCAUUUUCUUUUCCGCAUUUCUCUUGUCAUACAAUCCUAGCUGUCUUUUUGUUGUCAUUCACUAUCACUCGUUAAGCACUAAAUCUCUAGAUUUCAUAUCACCGCCAAACCAAUGUGCGUUGUUUAUAAGCAUAUAUAUGAUGGGUCAAUUGUUAGAGCACCAGUCCAUGGUGGCCAAGUCAUACAAUGUG